This is a messenger RNA of Rotaria sordida, 1305 nucleotides long. Lineage: Eukaryota; Metazoa; Rotifera; Eurotatoria; Philodinida; Philodinidae. The record is from the annotation of a GenBank genome assembly.
AUGAAUGCAACAAAAUUAUUCUCAUUUUCUGUAUUUCCAUUACAAGAAGAAACAAUCAUGGAUUAUACAUUUGAUAAAUUCAUAAAUUCAAAUAUAACUAUAACUAUACCAUCAAAUAAAUCUAAUUUUCAUAAUUUUAUUAUACGUAGUUUUAGUUUAUAUGCACUUGCGCUUGUUAUUAUUGGAACAUUUGGUAAUAUAUUAACAAUAAUUAUAUUAUGUCGUCGAAAUUUAAGACGUUAUGUUACAAUGAGAUAUUUAAUUGCUGUUAGUGUAUGUGAUAUUAUAACAUUAUAUGGUUGGAAUUUAAAUAAUUUUUAUAAAUUUACAAUUAGUACUGCGAAUACUAAUUUAGAAGAAAUAUCAUUAUUACAUUGUCGAGUUGUAUCAUAUUUAACAUUUGUUGGUUUACAAUUAUCAAGUUGGUAUUUAACAGCUGUUAGUUUAGAUCGCUGUUUCAGUCUUUAUUUUCUAACAUGGAAACACAGCUAUGGUAAAUUAACUCAUACAAAAUAUUAUAUAGGUAUAUUAGCUAUAGUUUGUUUACUUUUAAAUUCUCAUAUAUUAUUUUUCAACGGUUAUCGUAAUGGUCCACCAAAUUAUAAAGUUCAAUGUUAUACAACACGAAGAAAUCGUUAUUAUAUAUUUCCUCAAUGGGAACGUGUUCAUUUAGUUGUGUAUAAUUUAUGUCCAUUUAUAAUAAUGUUAUCAUGUAAUAUCUAUAUAAUAUAUAUAACAAUUCGUUCAGCUCGUAUUCGUACAAUAAGAAAACCGACUUCAUUUGGAAAAAGUUUUCGUUCAAGUCCAUCUCGUCAUCGACAAUUAUCAUUAAUGUUAAUAAUUGUUACAUUUGCAUUUGUAUUAUUAACAUUACCAUCAUGUAUUUAUUUUGUUUUUUUUCGUCAUCGAAUGUCAUCAGAAAAAUAUUCUCGUAGUCAUCGUCAUAUGAUACAAAUAUGUUUAAGUAGUAUACAAUUUACAUCACAUGCAAUACAUUUUUUUCUAUAUUGUUUUUCGGCAACAAAUUUUCGUAAUGAAUUACGUGAUUUUAUAACAGAAAUAUGUUUUGAUCGAUUAAAUGGAUUUAAAUCUAAUAAAUCAUCAUCAACAACAGCACCAUUAAAAUUAACAAUACUUGGUAGAAAUAAUCGAAAUAAAAAGAAAUUUGAUACUGAAUUUAUAUCAGAAUAUCAACAAACAGGAUAUCAAAAUGCAUUAAAAGAAUUACAAAUAACAUUAGCUAAUGAAGAACUAAACGAAAAUCUUACUUCUAAUGAUCUUAGCACUUCAAAUAAUACUAAUUAA